CAGAUACAAAUGCUGUCUUCAGGAGACGUCCAGGGUUGUCUUCGCAAACUGGAAACUCUCCUGCGGGUGAUAAAGUACCCAGGAUAUGUCGACUACAAUGGCCUUUCCAAAGGAGAUCCCUCCGCUUUUCUACCAAUUGUGAGCUUUACCUUCACCUCAUUUUCUCCACCUUUUGCGAAGCAACUAUUGGAGGAUGGACUGGAGCUGACUGGCAAAACUGACCUCCGAUUCACUGACACUCUUUAUAAGCAUGUGGUUGUGGGUGUAGUGCUGCGAGAUGUCUUCCACUAUAAACCCAUAACGACCAAGCAGCAGUUCCUUCAGUGGGGUUUCUCUCUAAGGAAAAUCUCUGUCACCUGUGACAUCAUUAACUGUGUCCUGCAGAAACACAAUCAGCUGAAGAAG
Molecule: messenger RNA, 405 nt
Organism: Etheostoma spectabile (orangethroat darter)
Lineage: Eukaryota; Metazoa; Chordata; Actinopteri; Perciformes; Percidae
Product: centrosomal protein of 44 kDa-like
Biological process (GO): centriole-centriole cohesion; centriole replication
Cellular component (GO): centrosome; spindle pole
Source: RefSeq, a predicted model, not a curated record